Closterium sp. NIES-65 is the source of this 2415-nucleotide messenger RNA. The record is from the annotation of a GenBank genome assembly. NCBI's taxonomy places the organism in Eukaryota, Viridiplantae, Streptophyta, Zygnematophyceae, Desmidiales, Closteriaceae.
AUGUGCGCGUCGGCGACGGGCGUGGUGCGUGUGCAGUCGCGGAAGAAGGCGGAGAUGUACCUGGUGCGUACGGACGGCAUCAGCUGCACUCGCGAGAAGGUCACCGCCUCCACCCUCGCCUUCUCCCACCCCUCCACGCAGCAGCAGAUGCUCAUGUGGCGCACGCGGCCCCGCACGGUGCUGCUGCUGAAGAAGCUCGGGACGGAGCUCAUGAGUGAAGCCAUGGAGGUGGCGCGGUUCCUGCAGCGCGAGGAGGGCAUGAACGUGAUGGUGGAGCCGGAGCUGCACGACACGCUCUCCCGCAUGCCCGGCUUCGGCUUCCUGCAGACCUUCUACGCCCAGGACACCAGGACACCAGGUGGGGGGUGCUACGCCCAGGACACCAGGUGGGGGGUGCUGCGCCCAGGACACCAGGUGGGGGGUGCUGCGCCCAGGACACCAGGUGGGGGGUGCUACGCCCAGGACACCAGGUGGGGGGUGCUACGCCCAGGACACCAGGUGGGGGGUGCUGCGCCCAGGACACCAGGUGGGGGGGUGCUACGCUUAGGACACCAGGUGGAGGGUGCUACGCCCAGGACACCAGGUGGGGGGUGCUACGCCCAGGACACCAGGUGGGGGGUGCUGCGCCCAGGACACCAGGUGGGGGGGGUGCUACGCUUAGGACACCAGGUGGGGGGUGCUACGCCCAGGACACCAGGUGGGGGGUGCUACGCCCAGGACACCAGGUGGGGGGUGCUACGCCCAGGACACCAGGUGGGGGGUGCUACGCCCAGGACACCAGGUGGGGGGUGCUACGCCCAGGACACCAGGUGGGGGGUGCUGCGCCCAGGACACCAGGUGGGGGGUGCUGCGCCCAGGACACCAGGUGGGGGGUGCUACGCCCAGGACACCAGGUGGGGGGUGCUACGCCCAGGACACCAGGUGGGGGGUGCUGCGCCCAGGACAGCAGGUGGGGGGGUGCUACGCUUAGGACACCAGGUGGGGGGUGCUACGCCCAGGACACCAGGUGGGGGGUGCUACGCCCAGGACACCAGGUGGGGGGUGUUGCGCCCAGGACACCAGGUGGGGGGUGCUACGCCCAGGACACCAGGUGGGGGGUGCUACGCCCAGGACACCAGGUGGGGGGUGCUACGCCCAGGACACCAGGUGGGGGGUGCUGCGCCCAGGACACCAGGUGGGGGGGUGCUACGCUUAGGACACCAGGUGGGGGGUGCUACGCCCAGGACACCAGGUGGGGGGUGCUACGCCCAGGACACCAGGUGGGGGGUGCUACGCCCAGGACACCAGGUGGGGGGUGCUACGCCCAGGACACCAGGUGGGGGGUGCUACGCCCAGGACACCAGGUGGGGGGUGCUGCGCCCAGGACACCAGGUGGGGGGUGCUGCGCCCAGGACACCAGGUGGGGGGUGCUACGCCCAGGACACCAGGUGGGGGGUGCUACGCCCAGGACACCAGGUGGGGGGUGCUGCGCCCAGGACACCAGGUGGGGGGGUGCUACGCUUAGGACACCAGCAAGCUGCACGAGAAGGUGGCCUUCGUGGUGUGUCUGCGGGCCGACAAAUGGAUGGGGACUGUGAGCUAACCAAGCUGCACGAGAAGGUGGACUUUGUGGUGUGUCUGGGGGGCGACGGGGUCAUCCUGCAUGCGUCCAACAUCUUCAGCUCCUCCGUGCCGCCCAUCGUCUCCUUCAACCUCGGCUCCCUUGGCUUUCUAACAGCACACCCGUACGAGCAGUACAAGCAGGACCUCAAGGCGGUGAUUCACGGGCAGGAGCAGACGGCGGGCGUGUACAUAACGCUGCGCAUGCGCCUCAAGUGCGAGGUGGUGAAGGGCGGGCAGGCGGUGCCGGGGAAGGUGUUUGACGUGCUCAACGAGGUCGUCGUGGACCGCGGCUCCAACCCCUAUCUCUGCAAGAUUGAAUGCUACGAGCGCAGCAAGCUCAUCACCAAGGUGCAAGCGGAUGGGGUGAUAGUGGCAACCCCCACGGGCAGCACUGCAUACUCCACUGCUGCUGGUGGCUCAAUGGUGCGUGGGGAAUGGAUGAGUCCUUGUCUAUUCACCUCUCCCAUCCCUUACCACCGCUCCCAACCCACGCAGGUGCAUCCCAACGUUCCAUGCAUGCUCUUCACGCCCAUCUGCCCACACUCCCUCUCCUUUCGCCCCAUCAUUCUGCCCGACUCCGCCCUCCUUGAACUUCGAGUGCCUGCUGAUGCACGCAGCAACUGCUGGGUGUCGUUUGACGGGAAGAAGCGGCAGCAGCUGUCACGGGGAGACUCGGUGCGCAUUUCCAUGAGCGCACACCCCGUGCCCACUGUCAACAAGCGCGACCAAACCGACGACUGGUUUGCCAGCCUCGUCAGGUGCCUCAACUGGAACGAGCGCAUGGAGCAGAAGGGAUUCAAUACUGUAUUUUAG